AUGUCAGGAUUAUUUGAAUGGGCAUUUGGUAAAAAAUUAACACCACAAGAAAGACUUCGAAAGAAUCAACGAGCUUUAGAAAAAACUCAACGUGAAUUAUCAAGAGAAGUUACUAAAUUACAACAACAAGAAAAGAAAUUGAUUACUGAAAUUAAAAAAUCAGCUAAAACUGGUCAAAUAUCAUCAGCAAAAAUACAAGCAAAAGAUUUAAUACGUACAAAAUCAUAUAUUCAAAAAUUUAAUUCAAUGAAGGCUCAAUUACAAGCAAUAUCAUUACGUAUUCAAUCAGUUAGAUCAAAUCAACAAAUGGCAAUGUCAAUGAGAGAUGCAACAAGAUUAUUAAGUGGAAUGAAUAGGUCGAUGAAUUUACCACAAUUAUCAAGAAUAGCACAAGAAUUCGCCAAAGAAAAUGAUUUAAUGGAUCAAAAACAAGAAUUUAUGGAUGAUGCAAUUGAUGAUGCUAUGGCUUUAGAUGAUGAUGAAUUAGGAGAAGAAGAACAAAUUGAUGAAAUAUUGGGUAAAGUAUUGGAUGAAAUUGGUGUUGAUUUAAAUACAAAUUUGAAAAGUAUACCAAGUGGAAUAGAAACAAAGGAAGAAGAAAGAAUGCCACAAGCCGUUGGAGUAGAUGAAGAUGACUUACAAGCAAGAUUAG
Messenger RNA from Insectozyma verbasci, 652 nucleotides. NCBI's taxonomy places the organism in Eukaryota, Fungi, Ascomycota, Pichiomycetes, Serinales, Debaryomycetaceae. The record is from the annotation of a GenBank genome assembly.